UUUUCUCUCUAUAAAGAGAAGAUGCAGCUCAGGCGCCUGUGAGAUGAUCGCGAGGAUUUACUGCGUGCGCCUCUCCGCCUCUAACUUCACACACUCGGCUGUUUCGACUCCUUGUCGUCUGGACUGCUAGCACAGGCUACCGAAAACUGAGUGGAGUGUGGGGUGUUUGAAUGACGCUGGAUUUCCCACUUUACUCUGUCAGAGUUGCCCGAGAAGCGGAUGCGAGCAUCUUUGUCUCCUGAGCUCCACUUUCGACUUUGUGCGUCGUCGCUUUUCGACGCAGUUUGUGGUGCAGGUGCGUGAAGAAGGAGCGCGAGGACAGAUGGCUGCGCUGGCGAUUCAAAGGACUGACAACUUUUUGCACACCUUUUUACAGGUAGGUCAUUUUUUCCCUAUUUUUUCUUUUUUUUUUUCUUGCUAAAUAAUGCAAUACACCUGGCAUCAUAACUGCUUUUCUACUAAUAGAAGCCAUUAAGAAAUAAAAACACUGAAGGUGUUUGAGCCCUUUGGAACAAUUUAACUUUUUAUAGAGGUAAAUUGAUUUUCAAAGAUUAAAACCACUUAAAACAAGCAAGUCAGACAAAGUUUGAAGAUUAACAUUGCUUAAAAUUUUGUAAGAGAAAACAAAUUGUUAGCAAUGUGAUACUUAACGCCGUUUUAUUGAUGGUGUUAUAUUUUAUUUAUAAGGCACUAAUUUAGCUUUGAGCUAACGCCUGAACAAUGUGUCAAAUAACAGCUUCAAUUUUGAGUAUAAAACAAAUUCUAUAAAGAAAAGUUGCGUUUUAUUAAAUUUAAACUAAGAGAAAACGCUUUCUUGUUUUUGUUUUUCUACCAAAGUGUCCCUGUAUUUACGCAUGUUACUGCAUUUUUACCCAGGACCGGACGCCCAGCUCCUCUCCAGAGGGUGCGCCUAACGCUCUAUCCUUCCUGGCCACCACCUGUAGCCAGGCCUGGCAGGUUGGAGGCGCCAUGGGCUCAGAAGGCUCCCAGUUCCCAUAUGAGGGUACUGUCAGCUCCACAUCAGGAAUGUUCCAGCUUUGGAGCAAUGAUAUGGCACCCAGCACGGCCCUCAGCACCCACCAGAUGACCUUCACUGUGCCUAAGGUGCAGUUCCCUGGCCACAUGCAGUCCAGCCUCGGUCACCACCACCAUCAUCAUCAUCCCCAUCACCACCACCACCAUGAGCUGCCCCUCACUCCCCCAGCCGAGCCUCCCUCUUCAUACUCCUUCGAACUCUCCCCUGUCAAAGUUCUGUCCUCGCAGACGCAGGCAAAUUCUGCUUAUUAUCCUCAGCACAACAGUGUGGGACAAAACUUCCCCACUUUCCUCCAGAACUCCUCUACCAGGCAUCAUCUAUCUGGAGGCCAUGUGGAGGAGCCACAGCAGUGGUGGAGCCUUCCCCAAACCAACACUACCCCUUCCAACCACCCCUUCUCUAUAGGCAGGCAGCUGGUUCUGGGGCACCAACCGCAAAUAGCUGCUCUUCUCCAAGGCACCUCCAAGGGCCUGCUGAGCUCCACCCGCCGCUGUCGCCGCUGCAAGUGCCCAAACUGCCAAGCCAACGGCGGGGGGGUGGAAUUUGGAAAGAAGAGACUACACAUCUGCCACAUCCCAGAGUGUGGCAAAGUGUACAAGAAGACCUCUCACCUGAAGGCCCAUCUACGGUGGCACGCAGGGGAGAGGCCUUUCAUCUGUAACUGGCUCUUCUGUGGUAAGAGUUUUACCCGCUCAGAUGAGCUGCAGCGGCACCUCCGCACUCACACAGGGGAGAAGCGCUUUGGGUGCCAGCAGUGUGGAAAGAGGUUCAUGAGGAGUGACCACCUCUCCAAACAUGUCAAGACCCACCAGAGCCGGAAGAGCCGGUCAGGGCCACCGUCACAGAGCACGGACCCUCUGCUCGCAAAUAUCAAGAGAGAGUGACCACUGUGGUGCUUCAUUCAUAAAAUGUAAUCAUCAAUGAACAGACUGUGUGACUCACACUUACUGCCAUAGGUUUGCACUAAAGGGUAAGGAUCAAGCUCCCUGACCAUACCCUGCUUCACGAUUUCCCUCUUCAAGUAGAAGCAUAAAAAAAUAUUUAGAAAUGAAUUUUAACUCAAGUUAUUGCGUGCUGUCUGAGGCAGGGCACCUUAAAAAGGAAUCAUAAAGACAUUUAAGGAAUAUUGUGAGAGUUGACUGACUUUGGUGUGCUUUUCAACUUAAUACUUAAACAGAUUUAACCUAAAAAUCAAAGUGAUUCAUCUCACAAAGAAGAUGUGUUUUAAUUUCAAAUGAUGUGAAAUUUUUCAACAUUUUAGGGCUCAUGUUGUAAAUAAAUUAAUCAAUGUGUAUUAUGUUGCAGACAUAAGCAAAACCUUAAAAGAUUUACCUGACACUGCUUUUAACACUCUCAUUAUGUCCUAACAAGUGUAUGCCUUACCACAGUUGACGGUUGCUCUAUAGAAACAAUUAUUUGCUCAGAAAGUAAUCAGAAACUAAUUUUCUGACUUCAAGGUGGCGAUCAAUUUUGAGAUAUGAGUCUCUGAUCUGCAGAUUUAUUUCAUCUGCUCUAAAGCAGCAAAAUGAAACACCAUUCAAGCUCCAGAUAAUCAAACAUGUUACGUUUGUACCUUCUUUGUAAAUUAUGUAUAAAUCUCACGAACAGUUUUAUUGGGGUUAUGACCGCAUGUCAAUUUUAAUAAAUAUUGUCUUUGCCGGAACAAUCUCACUGUUUCUGUAAAUGUUGUUUUCUUUCUUUUUUUUUCACACACACUUGUGAAGUAGAUAUGCAUGGAAGUCAAUUGUUUUAAACACCUUGAAGAAGUGUGUGAAUCCUUGCCACCCUCAGGGCUCCUAAAAGAUCUAACAUUUUAUUUAAAUGAUAAUCUGACUUCAUUCAGAAUACAAAAGCCCGUCAUUGUGCCGCAGGUGUGAAGGAAGAAGCCCCUAAAGAAGCCCUAACAUGGUGGGCUGUUCAAUGAUUUUCACACCUCAAAGUAAAUACUCAAUCCAUUGAUGGGGCUGUUUGUCUCGCCUGCUGCAAUCAAGUUCACAGUCAUGUGGCUUUAAUGAGUGUUUUCUUUCUCUCAAUGGAGAAGAUUGAGUCAACAGAUGCAACAGAGGGCACUGGAGAGGAAUUCCCUAUGAAUGGGACCCCUGUUGUCGAGACCCCCUCAGUGGUGACAGGAACUCCCUUUGAUUUUGCACCCUUGUGAAAGUUAAUACCCCUCUACCCCCCUCCUCCGACCCGACCCC
Xyrichtys novacula (pearly razorfish) is the source of this 3234-nucleotide messenger RNA. The record is from the annotation of a GenBank genome assembly. NCBI's taxonomy places the organism in Eukaryota, Metazoa, Chordata, Actinopteri, Labriformes, Labridae.